Apus apus (common swift) is the source of this 2478-nucleotide messenger RNA. RefSeq names its product RUN and FYVE domain containing 4 (gene RUFY4). Gene Ontology annotation, biological process: positive regulation of macroautophagy. NCBI's taxonomy places the organism in Eukaryota, Metazoa, Chordata, Aves, Apodiformes, Apodidae. The record is from RefSeq and is a predicted model, not a curated record.
AUGGCUGAGGAGCACUGCCAGGCUGGGGGCCCGCCAGGCACAGAUAGCAAAGGGGAGGACCUUGCCCAGGAAGAGUUUGAACCCCUGCUCUGGGCACAGCCUCCAUACCCACAGGGGACAGCCAUGGCAGGGGAUGGGGAGCUCAGCCGCAUCAUCAAGGACCUGCAGAGUAAGUGUGCCAGCUUGUCCUCUGCCAGUGUGUCUCGUGCAUGGGCAAGUUCCUCUUUCACCAGCCAGCAGAAAUCCCCAGGACCAGAAGCUAGGAAGCAGCGGGGAGGGGAGACGGGAGCCGGGAGCUGCACAGCCUCUGUGCCCAGCUGGAGUUCCUCCUCCAGUUUGACCUCAAGGAGAAGAGGAGCUUCUUCGGGCAGCGCAAGGACUAUUGGGACUUCUUGUGCCAGGGCCUGGCACGGCGCCGGCAGGAGCACGAGGGCGUUCGCUUUGUCACCUCCCUCGACAAGGCAGGCAUUCACCCUGGCACUGAGGAUUUGCCUGCUGGCACUUUCUCCCCUCUGGGAUCCCCACUGCCCCACAGACCUGGCCCUAAGGACCCCCUUCCCUGCUACAUGGGCUGAGGGGGAGGUGUGUGGGGAGCAGGCUGGUGUGGCAGGGCUGGAUAACCCCCUCUCCCCUCAGCUGAAGACUUCUGUGGGCAGGGGCCGAGCCUUCCUGCGGUACUGCCUGGUGCACCAGCAGCUGGCAGAGUCCCUGCAGCUCUGCCUCCUUGACCCCGAGAGCCUUCGCGAGUGGUACUACGCCCGCAGCCCCUUCCUGAACCCCCAGAGCCGGACAGAGAUCCUGGGCAGCCUCUACGAGCUGGACAGCAUCACCUUCCACCUGGCCCUGCACAGGCCUGACCUGGACAUUGCCUGGCCCAUGUUCUCAGAGACACUGGUUCGGCCCACCCCAGUGGCCAGGAGCAGCCCAGCAAAGGUAGCCCUGCAGACAGGCGAUACCAGUAUCGGGGAGCAUGAAUGGCCUGAUGGCAUCAUCCAUCCCACCACAGCAUCACACAAGGUGCCAGCUUGCCCAUGCUCACCUGCCUUGGCUGCCCCAAGGGUGGGGGGUUUAGAGGUGGAGGACAUGGAGGUGAAGAAGGACAUGGAAGAGGAUGAAGAGGAGGUGGAGGAGGAUGAGGCUGAUGAGGAGGACUCGGAGGUAGAUUUGGAGGAGGAUGUGGAGCUGGAGAAGUACAUGGAAGAGGAGGAUGAAGAGGAGCUAGAGAAGGAUGAGAAGGAGAUGAAGGAUGUGGAUCUGGAGGAGCUGGAGGUUGCACACAGUGCUGGCAAGACACCCCAGCCUGAUGGUGAUGGGGAGCCUGGCACGUCCCUGCCGCCUGGCACACGGUGCAUGUCAGGCUCCUUGCUGCCGGCACCUGGGCAGCUGGGCGGGACAGAGGCGUCCCUGCGGGCACUGGUGUCCCAGCUGCAGGCUGACCUGGAGCAGCGGGAAGCGGCGUGCCGGGCACUGGCGUCCCGGCUGGCACGGGAGAAGCGGCGGCACUGGCGGCAGGAGGACAGCAGUGCCCGGUGGGCCCAUCUGCAGGCGCGGGAGGCAGAGGCGCUGAGGGACACCAACACCUUCCUGCAGAAGGUACUGGAAGCGACGGAGAGCCCAGGGGCACUGGCCCGGGCGCAGGAGGAGGCGCGGGGCUGGCAGGAGGUGGCGGAGGAGCGGGGUGCCCGGUUGGCUGGGGUGUUGGCAGAGGCGUCGGCGCUGGCCUCGCGCCUGCAGCACUGCCAGGUGGCACUGGUGGCAGCUGGACGGACGGACACACUGGAGGAUGGCAGCGUCCCCGGUGAGGUGGCCACGGUGAAGGAGGUGCUGCAGCAGGCGCUGGAGCUCGCCCGCGGCUCCCAGGAGCUCUCGAUGGACCGUCCUCAGGCGGAGGGGGAGCCCGGCACUCUCACCAGCAUGGCCAUGCACCUGGCCACCCUGGCCACUGCAGCACGGGAAGAGGCCCAGCAGAGCCGGCAGCAACUCCAGGCCCAGCGGCAGGAGGUGGAGAGGCUGCAAGAGCAGCUCAGCAGGGCCCGGCAGGAUGGGGAGCGCUGGGCAGCAGCACUGCAGCGGGCACAGCGGGAGGCCCUGGAGCGGGAGGCCCUGCGAGGUGCAGAGCAGGCACGGCAGCAGGAGCUCAUCCGUGACAUGAAGGGGAGGCUGCUGGAGCUGCUGCGGGAGAAGGAUGCCCUGUGGCAGAAGACAGAGGGCAUCGACACCCUGAUGCCCAGCCCUGCACCCCGUGAUGCAGGGCUGUGCACCCGCUGCCACAAGGAUUUCCGCCUCCUCUCCCGGCGGUACAACUGCAGGUGGGCUAUGGGGGGCACCAGGGGUGGCACCAGGAUGGCAGCUCUCACCACCCACUCUCUUGGCAGGCUGUGCCAGGGCAAGGUGUGCCACACAUGCUCCAUGGAUGUGGGCAAACAAGGGCGCUGCUGCCUGCUUUGCUACCAGCAAAGUCACCAGCAGACUAUGUGA